AUGCGCGCGGUUUUGAAAUCCGAUUCUAGCGCUCACCCAAUCAUGGGUCAGCAGCUCUUGGCCAUCGUGCCGUUGCUCGGCCUCUCGAUCGCCGGCGCGCUGCUGAUGUUCCGCAGAAGGCGCCGGGGAAUUCCCAAGGACUGGGGCGCCAUUUCCGAGAAGGUGGAGCUGCUGCCGCCCCCGCCGCCGCCGCCGCCGGCUGCGCCGCACCCGCUGACCGGCCUGACGUUCGUCAUUAAGGACAUAUUCGACGUGGAGGGCCACGUGGCAGGGUUUGGGAGUCCCGCGUGGAAGGCGAGCCACGCGCCCGCGGCUCAGACGGCGCCGUGCGUGAGAGAGCUGGUGGAGGCCGGCGCGCAGCUGGUGGGGAAGACGCACAUGGACGAGAUGGCGUACAGCAUAUUCGGCGAGAACAAGGCGUUGGGCACGCCAGUGAAUCCAGUGUGUCCGGACCACGUGCCUGGAGGCUCCUCCAGCGGCUCUGCUGUCGCCAUCUCGGCGGAUCUAGCUGACUUUGCCCUCGGCACGGACACAGCGGGCAGCAUCCGCAUCCCUGCAGCAUUCUGUGGCGUGCUGGGGUACCGGCCCUCCCAUGGCGCCAUCUCCGCUGCUGGAUGCGUCCCCAUGGCCCCCUCUCUUGACACCGUCGGUGUCUUUGCAGCGGAUCCAGCAGUGCUGCGUCACGUGGGGCACAUUCUGCUGCGCCAGCCCUUCACACCCGCCCGCCGCCCGCUCUCCCUCUACCUAGCGGACGACCUCUUUGACCUCUGCUCCAUUCCCCGCCGCCACGUCACUGAAGCCGUGCUGUCGGCAGGAGAGCAGCUCUUUGGCCCCAUAGUGAAGUACGUGCAAGUGGGGCAGGACCUGCUGCUGAAGAGGGUACCAGCGAUUCAACACUUCCUCAACCUCCUGCCGCCACCAGCAGCACCGCAGGGCAACAGCAGCAGCAGCACGGACAGCAGCAGCAAUGCGAAGAAAGCAGCAGAGGAGGGGAAGAGGGCGUUGCAAGCGCUGGCAGAAGCCAUGAAGCUGCUGCAAAGACACGAGUUCCGCACGGCGCACCAGGCGUGGGUGCAGCAGGUGCAGCCGAAGCUGCAGGCAGACGUGCAGGUGCGCGUGCAGGCAGCCAUGGAAGCGGAGCCGGAGGCACUCGCUGCCCAUGCUGCCCAGGCCCAACUGGUGCGGGAACAACUGCGAGCUGCCAUCGCAGACGUCUGCAAGAGCGACGGGCUGAUAGCGCUGCCAGUGACGCCAGACUUCCCCCCCAAGCUGCGCGCCAAGCCUCAAGUGCUGGACGCGUUCCGAGCCUCCGCCAUGCUGCUCGUGGCCCCCGGGUCCAUGUCCGGCUGCCCCCAGGUGACUGUGCCUAUAGGGCGUAUGGAGUGUUCUCCCUCGGGGCUGCCGCUGGCAGUGGGGCUGAUGGCGAGACAUGGAGCAGACCGGUUUCUCCUCGACUCUGUCACACACUUUGCCCCGGCCGUGCAAGACGCGUAUAAGGCGGUAUUGCCAAAGCUCAACAAGUCACAAGCCUCUGCAUCCUCAUCAGCAGCAGCGCAGCCUGUUCUUUCACAAGCUGAAAUCGCCAAAGAAAAGGGCAACAAGGCGUACAAGCAGAAGAAGUACCAGGAGGCAGUGGACCAUUACACAACGGCCAUCCGGCACGACAGCAAGAACGCCACCUACUACUCCAACCGCGCCAUGGCCUACCUCAACCUGCACAAUUUUGAGCAAGUGGAGGCGGACUGCACAGCUGCGUUGAGCCUCGACAAGAAGAAUGUGAAGGCCAUGCUGCGCAGAGGGACGGCCAGGGAGAUGCUUGGGUUCUAUCCAGAGGCAUUCGAAGACUUCAGUCAAGCAUUGAUCCUAGAGCCCACCAACAAGACUGCACUGGAGGCAGUCACUCGCAUGAAGGAGAGCGGCAUUGCUUGA
Molecule: messenger RNA, 1929 nt
Organism: Closterium sp. Yama58-4
Lineage: Eukaryota; Viridiplantae; Streptophyta; Zygnematophyceae; Desmidiales; Closteriaceae
Source: the annotation of a GenBank genome assembly